Glycine soja is the source of this 2506-nucleotide messenger RNA. Its product is annotated as proline-rich receptor-like protein kinase PERK1. The record is from RefSeq and is a predicted model, not a curated record. Gene Ontology annotation, molecular function: ATP binding; protein kinase activity. The coding region runs from base 191 to 2185 and encodes 664 amino acids. Gene Ontology annotation, biological process: protein phosphorylation. The transcript is spliced from 8 exons. Lineage: Eukaryota; Viridiplantae; Streptophyta; Magnoliopsida; Fabales; Fabaceae.
ACUGUGUUACACAGAAACAGCUUCAAAGGCUUCUUCAGAUAAAACGCUUUCUUACUUCGACUCAAACAUACUAUUCUCUCUCAACCGUUGUUUUAGAGAGAGACACAAACAUAAAACCUUAUUCUUCGCUUUCUUAAGGUUCUCUUUGUUUUUCGAUCUCACAUUUUUAUUUCUGUAAUCAUUCUCGCUAAUGUCAACUGCCCCCGCGCCGUCUUCGCCGCCGGCGAAUAACGGCACCGCGCCUCCGCCGUCAACUCCGGCCACUCCCUCCGCACCGCCUCCCGCCACACCUUCCGCGCCGCCACCCUCAACUCCGUCGUCUCCUCCGCCGGCAACUCCGUCGUCUCCUCCGCCGGCGACACCUUCCUCGCCACCUCCGGCAACUCCUUCCUCUCCCCCUCCGGCGACUCCCUCUUCUCCUCCACCGUCCACUCCUUCUGCUUCUCCUCCACCGUCCACUCCAACCACGCCAUCGACUUCUCCGCCGUCGCCGCCGUCGACAUCGCCACCGUCGCCACCCAGUGGCGGCAGCACUCCGAGUCCACCGUCUCGGAGCUCGCCCUCUCCUCCGUCCGGAUCGAGCCCGACCACUCCGUCGCCUCCGUCGUCUUCCUCGUCGAGCAUUUCGACCGGCGUGGUGGUCGGAAUCGCCGUUGGGGCUGUGGCGGUUCUUCUUGUGUUGAGCAUUCUCUGCAUAUGCUGUCGGAAGAAGAAGAGAAGACGUGAUGAAGAGUACCAUGCUCCGCCGCCGCAGCAGCAGCAACCGCCGCGGGGACCUAAAGAUGGUGCAUAUGGUGGUCCCCCAGGCCAAUGGCAACACAAUGUUCCUCCUCCUCAAGAUCAUGUGGUCUCAAUGAUGCCUCCAAAGCCAUCGCCACCGCCUGCUCCACCAGCUUAUGCUGGUCAACCUCCCCCACCACCGCCUCCUUUCAUCAUCAGCAGUGGCGGAUCUGGAUCAAACAAUUCAGGCGGUGAAUUUCUUCCUCCUCCUUCUCCAGGAAUUUCAUUGGGGUUCUCUAAGAGCACAUUCACGUAUGAGGAGUUGGCACGCGCAACUGAUGGCUUCUCUGAUGCCAACCUCCUUGGACAAGGAGGAUUUGGAUAUGUGCACAGAGGAAUUCUUCCCAACGGCAAGGAGGUGGCAGUGAAGCAAUUGAAGGCUGGAAGCGGGCAAGGGGAGCGUGAAUUCCAAGCUGAAGUUGAGAUAAUUAGCCGUGUCCAUCACAAGCAUCUUGUUUCUUUGGUUGGAUACUGCAUCACUGGGUCCCAGAGGCUGCUUGUUUAUGAAUUUGUUCCCAACAACACAUUGGAAUUCCAUUUGCAUGGAAAAGGGAGACCUACCAUGGAUUGGCCCACAAGACUAAGAAUUGCUUUAGGAUCUGCUAAGGGACUGGCGUAUCUUCAUGAAGAUUGUCAUCCUAAGAUCAUCCAUCGUGAUAUCAAAUCUGCCAACAUCCUUCUGGAUUUUAAGUUUGAAGCAAAGGUUGCAGAUUUUGGUCUUGCAAAGUUUUCUUCUGAUGUCAAUACCCAUGUUUCUACUCGAGUGAUGGGGACUUUUGGGUAUUUGGCUCCAGAAUAUGCUUCUAGUGGAAAACUCACAGACAAAUCAGAUGUUUUCUCCUAUGGAAUCAUGCUCCUUGAGUUAAUAACCGGACGACGGCCAGUUGAUAAAAAUCAAACUUACAUGGAGGAUAGUUUGGUAGAUUGGGCUAGGCCUUUGCUCACACGAGCUUUGGAAGAGGAUGAUUUUGAUUCUAUUAUUGACCCAAGGCUCCAGAAUGACUAUGAUCCUCAUGAGAUGGCACGAAUGGUGGCUUCUGCUGCGGCUUGCAUACGUCAUUCGGCAAAGCGUCGACCAAGGAUGAGCCAGGUUGUCCGCGCUCUCGAAGGAGAUGUCUCUCUAGCAGAUCUGAAUGAAGGAAUAAGACCUGGACACAGCACUAUGUAUAGUUCUCAUGAAAGCUCAGAUUAUGACACUGCACAGUACAAGGAAGACAUGAAAAAGUUCAGGAAAAUGGCAUUGGGAACUCAGGAGUAUGGUGCAAGCAGUGAGUACAGUGCCGCUACAAGUGAGUAUGGUUUAAACCCAUCAGGCUCAAGUAGUGAAGCACAGAGCCGCCAAACCACAAGGGAAAUGGAAAUGAGAAAGAUGAAGAACAAUCAAGGUUUCAGUGGAAGUUCUUGAUCCUUGGCCAACUAUUUCUGCCUUUAUCUUUUGUAUAAAGUCUAUAUAUCCUUGAUUUCUUGCCAAUGUCACAGUUGAUUGCUUUACUGACAUCUUUGGAGAGACUUACCGAUUACUAUUAUUUUUUCCCUCCUUCACAUAUGAUCAUCUUUUGAAUUGUAUUUAUCAGGGUAUACAACAAAAUAACAACAAUUCGAUUCUUUCAUUAUUUUUUUUCCUUAUUCAGCUUUAGUGCUGGAAAUGGAUUGGCAUCAAACCUUGUUUUCCAUUGUUGCUCAUAUGUCAAUUUUUAGGUAGUUGGAAGUGGGCUGGUUUUGUUAA